UGGUUCAUCAGUGAGGCGCGCGCGGGGUGCGUGAGCGCUUGGAGACGUAGCGCUGCGCGUGGGUCGCUACGAGAGGUGUGUGCGUCCGUGACACUACUCCACAACACCGAUUAGACAUCAUAUAUCAACCUACGGCGGGUCACGGAGCAUCGCAUCACUCACCCUGAAAACCAACGCUUUUAAACGGCAUCCGCGUAAUUCUUUCAUUCAGUCCGUUUGAACAGUGCUCAUUCUCGAAUACACCCUGCUCCAGAGGUGGCUUCUAAUACCGGACAAUGACACUGACCCAUAGCCGGAGAUAGGGAUGGAUACAAGAGUGUGGAGGAUGCUCGCCCUGCUCGGUGUGAUUGCAGUCCUGCUGGAGGUGUAUGGUGAUGACAGCUACCUGAAUGCAGUGCAGAAUACAGUUCCUCUGUCCUGCUCUGAGGGCUUCACUGAGCUGGGCUAUUACAAUGGCACAGUUUCUCAGACCGACUCGGGUUCACCCUGUCUAAAGUGGGCCGAAUUCCCAGAUUACGUGCAGCAGUAUCCAGGCAGGGGACUUGGAGAGCACAAUUUUUGUCGAAAUCCUGACCGUGAGUCCAAUCCAUGGUGUUUUUUCAGGCAGAGCUCAGGGGCCAUUGGUUGGGCCUACUGCGACUGUCAUCAAGGAGCAGUCAGGUUAGCAGGAGGUUCAUCCCCAAAGAGUGGCCGACUGGAGGUCUAUCUGAAUGGCCAGUGGGGGUCGGUUUGUGACACACACUGGACAGACCGUGAUGCUAGUGUGGUUUGCCGACAGCUUGGAAUAGGUGAGAUUGGCACAGCUCUCCAACACUCAUAUUUUGGCCCCGGCUCCGGGCUUUUUCACUACGCCCGCCUUGGCUGCCGCGGUGAUGAGAAAUCCCUGCUGGAUUGCAGAAGCAGGAAGUUCGUUACGAGUGACUGUAACCAUGGAAACGAGGCGGGAGUGGUGUGCACACCACCUGAAGGUAAUGGACUGCCACUGCGGUUGGUUGGCGGGGAGGAGGACUUUGAGGGACGAGUUGAGGUCUUCCAUGAUGGGCACUGGGGGACCAUUUGCGAUGAUCAGUGGGAUGACAUGGAUGCUGAGGUGGUCUGCAGGCAGCUCGGAUUGGGGGGGAUCCCUAAAGCCUGGUCAUGGGCUCAUUUCGGGCAGGGCAGUGGGCCAAUCCAAUUGGAUGCAGUACAGUGCACAGGCAAUGAGCUCUCUCUGGACGAGUGCCAUCACAGUGGAUGGGAACAACACAACUGUGACCAUAUGGAAGAUGCUGGGGUGUCAUGCAAUCCCUAUACAGAUGGCGUAGUGAGACUGGUAGACGGUGAUAACCCAUGGGAAGGUCGUCUGGAAGUAUAUCACUCUGGGGACUGGGGCACGGUGUGUGAUGACAGCUGGACGGAGCAGCAUGCACAGGUGGUCUGCAGACAGCUGGGAUUCAGGGGUGGUGCAGAGGUCGCUCCUGCUGGCGCUUUCGGAGAAGGAGCAGGGUUGAUUCUGCUUGACGAUGUGGAGUGUGAGGGCAGUGAGAGCUCUUUGCUGGAGUGUAAACAUAGUGUGUGGGGUCGACACGAUUGCUCUCAUAGCGAAGAUGUUGGAAUACGCUGCCACAGGGUAGAAAACAAUGAGGUACCACCGGCUCCACAAAGUACUGGACCUCUGGUACGAUUGGCAGGUGGAGACGAUAGAAAAGAGGGAAGAGUGGAGGUGUUUCUUAAUGGGGAGUGGGGCAGCGUCUGUGAUCAUGGCUGGAAUGAUGUCAAUGCUGCCAUCGUCUGCAGACAGCUCGGAUUCACUGGGGUGUCAAAAGCACGACCGAUGGGUUAUUUCGGAGCAGGGAAGGGGACUAUGCAUCUGACCAACGUGAGGUGCACUGGGAAGGAGUCGCUCCUUGGAGAGUGCCCUUCUAAAGGACAAGACAGCCACGCUUGUAAGCAUGGACAGGAUGCAGGUGUGGUGUGUGAUUAUUUGCCUGAGCCAGAGGCUGACAUAGCAGUGGUGGGCACACACACCUGCGGUUUGAGGGCCGGUGCCGAGAGACGCAGCAAGAGGAUUGUUGGAGGAUAUAAAUCUCUCAAGGGUGACUGGCCCUGGCAGGCAUCCCUGUGGCUCAGAUCCCAAUCUAAAGGGAAUCUGCCUCUGUGCGGAGCCACUCUCAUCAACUCCUGCUGGCUGCUCACUGCAGCUCACUGCUUCACACGGUUUGGAAGUGAUGCUUCACGGUACAUGGUGAAGCUCGGGGAUUAUAACACACGGGAGCAGGAUGAUUUUGAACGUGCCCUCUCUCCAGAGCGCAUAGAAGUGCACAAGAAGUACCGAACAGAGAGCUGGGAGCAUGACAUGGCUUUGAUCCGGCUGAAGGGCGCUGAGGGGAAGUGCGUGUCCUUUAACCCUCAUACUAACGCCGCCUGCCUGCCUGCACCUGGCAGCAAGUGGGGCAAGAGACCUGCAACAUGUGUCAUCACUGGCUGGGGAAUGACAGACACUGAGCAUCCCAGCACUCUUCUUCAGACCUGGGUACCUCUUCUGCCCUCGUGGCAAUGUAAGAAGCGUUACGGCGAGCGUUUCACUAGCCACGACAUGCUGUGUGCUGGCAGUAUGACGUCUGACCUCAAAAAGCAUGCUGACAGCUGCCAGGGCGACAGCGGGGGUCCGUUAGUGUGUCAGGGAGAGGCAGGGCGCUGGGUACUGACAGGGGUCAUUUCCUGGGGUCACGGCUGUGGUGACCCCUCGUACCCAGGUGUAUAUUCACGGGUCAGCCGUUAUCUGCCCUGGAUCGAACAGGUGACGCACAGCACCGCCCCUCUCCAGCACUGAAGCACAACUCUUUCCGAAAACCACCUGCACGUCACACUUCAGAGAACCAGGACUCUGUGAAAGGAAAAAAAACAAGAUCCUGAGAGUAUUUGACACCUGCUAUAAGCUUUGAACACCCUGGAUCUUAAUUCCUCUGUAUUCUGUACAGUUCAGUUUUAUGUCUUUAGCAUUUAGAGAUUAGGAUCUUUCCUUACUUGCAGAGUCUGUGAAGGUUGACACUGUAGAAUGACCAGUGUGAUGGUAAAUGGACAGUUUACCUCAAAAUUAAAGUUCUGUCAUCAUUUA
This is a messenger RNA of Carassius carassius (crucian carp), 3097 nucleotides long. Its product is annotated as neurotrypsin-like. The record is from RefSeq and is a predicted model, not a curated record. Gene Ontology annotation, biological process: proteolysis. Bases 305 to 2812 code for a protein of 835 amino acids. The transcript is spliced from 14 exons. Lineage: Eukaryota; Metazoa; Chordata; Actinopteri; Cypriniformes; Cyprinidae. Gene Ontology annotation, cellular component: membrane. Gene Ontology annotation, molecular function: serine-type endopeptidase activity.